AUGCAAUCUACCAACAGUUCGACCAUUGCGUCUAAUGGAAAAGAUGUUCUAAACAAAACCAUUUCUUCCGAAGCCACUCCCUCUCGGGAGGAGGUUCUUACUUAUGCUCAUCGCUAUCAUGUGAACCCAAUCUUGCGUGCACUGGACUCUGACCAGCUGAAAGGUCUAUCGUCUGCUGAAGCCAAAGCACGUCUAGGCCAGUAUGGCAACAAUGAGCUCAACAGUGGUGAGAGUGUGAGUGUCACGCGCAUUCUUAUCAACCAAAUUGCGAAUGCUAUGACAUUGGUCCUCAUCAUUGCCAUGGUUGUCUCGCUGGCCAUUCAGUCAUGGAUCGAGGGUGGCGUGAUAGCCGGUGUCGUUGGCAUCAACGUCUUUGUCGGUUUCUUUCAGGAGUACUCUGCUGAGAAGACGAUGAACUCUCUUCGUUCGCUUGCGUCGCCUACCGCGCAUGUGAUUCGUGACGGUCAGCUGAUUACUGUCGCAGCGCCAGAGGUAGUACCUGGCGAUAUUCUGGAGCUAAACACCGGCGAUACCGUCCCUGCCGACUGCCGUAUUGUCGAUGCGAAGAAUUUCGAGACGGACGAAGCGCUGCUCACGGGUGAAUCGCUCCCUGUGGCGAAGGACUACACGCUGACGUUCCCACCUAGCGGCUCUGAAGGUGACGAAGUGGGCGUCGGUGACCGCCUCAACAUGGCGUACGCCUCCUCGGCUGUGAGCAAAGGCCGCGCAACGGUCGUUGUGACGAGCACAGGUAUGCACACGGAGAUCGGCAAGAUUGCCGAUGCGCUGCAAGGGGCUUCGAAAGGCCGCAAGAUCAGGGAGGUGAAGCGCAAUGCCUUUGGCAAGAAGCGACCGCACCACUACCUCGAAGCAGGCACGUUGACGUUGAUGGACCAAAUCCUGGCGUUCUUGGGCGUGAACAAAGGCACGCCUCUCCAGAUUCUGCUGUCCAAGCUGGCGAUUCUUUUGUUUAUCAUUGCUGUGGUCUUUGCGAUUAUUGUAUUUGCCUCAAACAAUUGGCACGACAAGGAAGUCAUUAUUUACGCCGUAGCCACAGGCGUGUCGAUGAUCCCCGCCUCGCUUACAGCUGUGCUCACCAUCACGAUGGCUAUGGGCGGUCGAGCGAUGGUCCAGCGCCAUGUGAUUGUGCGCAAGUUGGAGUCGCUCGAAGCGCUUGGCUCCAUCACUGAUAUUUGCUCGGACAAGACCGGCACCCUAACGCAGGGCAAGAUGGUUGUCAAGAAAGCCUGGAUUCCGUCCGUGGGCCAAUUGGAGGUAUCAGAAAGCAACGAGCCAUUCAACCCGACGUUAGCCGAAGUACGACUAUACCCAGGCUCGCCCAGCGAGGGCGAUCUUCAAGGGGAAGGAACGCUGGUCGCUGCGGAGGGCUCGUCGACGCAGGACCUGACAGACGAUGCCUUGGCGCCGGUGUAUGACUACGUGACUGUGGCCUCCAUUUGCAACUUGGCCAAAGUGUUUUAUGACAAGGAUACGCAGGCAUGGACGGCGCAUGGCGAUCCCACGGAGUGUGCCUUGCAGACACUCGCGUGCCGCUUUGACAUGAGCAAUGCCAAGUUGAAGUCGUCCGCGGACGGCGAGAAGUCUGGGCCGUGGCGCUUGAUUGGCGAGUACCCCUUUGACUCGAGUCUGAAGCGUAUGGCCGUCACAUAUACUCAUCGUGUGAUGGAGCAGCACGUUGCCAUGAUCAAGGGCGCUGUGGAAAUGGUGCUGAAUGCUUGCACGUCCAUCCAGCUGGAGCACAGACAGGUUGACGACCUCACCGAGUCUCACAAGGAGACCAUUCUGCGGAACAUGGAUGCACUGGCAGGGCAGGGAUUGCGUGUCCUUGCCUUGGCCCACCGCCCUCUGACGUCGUCGGAGGUGGCGAAAGGCGAUCAACUCUCACGCGAGACAGUCGAGUCGAAGAUGGUGUUCCUUGGCCUGGCGGGCAUUUACGAUCCACCUCGUCCUGAGUCGCGUGGCGCUGUGCGCACCUGCCACCAGGCGGGCAUUGAAGUGCACAUGCUCACGGGUGAUCAUCCUGGUACGGCGCGUGCGAUUGCGGAGCAAGUGGACAUUAUCCCCAGCCGCGAGGAGUUGGCACACAAGUACAGCGAGGACAUGGCGGAGCAUGUGGUCAUGACGGCGGCGCAAUUUGACCGUCUGUCCGACGAGCAAAUUGAUCGUAUGCCGAUCUUGCCUUUGGUCAUUGCACGUUGUGCGCCGCAGACCAAGGUGCGUAUGAUCGAAGCAUUGCACCGUCGUGGCCGAUUCUGUGCGAUGACGGGUGACGGCGUGAACGACUCGCCCUCGCUCAAACUGUCCGACGUCGGCAUCGCCAUGGGCAUGGCCGGCUCGGACGUUGCGAAGGAUGCGUCUGAUAUCGUGCUGACGGACGAUAACUUUGCGUCGAUCGGCAAUGCCAUUGAAGAGGGACGUCGCAUGUUCAACAACAUCCGCAAAUUCGUGCUGCAUCUUCUAGCACAAAACGUCGCACAGGCGUGUGUACUCCUUAUUGGUCUGGCAUUUAAGGACGAGUCGCAGCUGUCCGUUUUCCCUCUGAGCCCCGUGGAAAUUUUGUACGUGAUCAUGGUCACAAGUGGUUUCCCUGCGAUGGGUCUCGGUAUGGAAGCCGUCUCGCGUGAUAUCAUGAAGCAGCGUCCCAACACGUCCAAGCUGGGCGUGUUUAGUCUCGAAAUGCUCGUGGAUUUGCUGGUGUAUGGCCUCUGGAUGGCAGCGCUCUGCUUGGCAACGUUUGCCUUGGUCGUCUUUGCAUGGGGUCCUGCGGAUCUCGGUAUCAACUGCAACAACAAGUUCAACGAGACGUGUGACGCUGUGUAUCGAGCACGUGGUGCAACGUUCGUGGUCAUUACUUGGUUCUCGCUCUUCUUGGCCUGGGAAGUGACCAAUUUGCGCCGUUCGUUCUUCGCCAUGGGCAACGAUGCGCACUGGUACAACCAGUGGUUUGUCGAUACAUGGAAGAACAAGUUCUUGUUCGCAUGCGUCGUUUUGGGCUUUGUGAGCGUGUUCCCCAUUCUUUACAUUCCUGGUUUGAACCACAUUGUCUUUCUUCACAAGCCGCCCAUCGGCUGGGAAUGGGGCAUCAUCUUUGUGUGCACGUUGCUGUUCUUUGUGGGUGUGGAGUCGUGGAAGUGGAUCAAGCGUGCCUACUUCCGCCGCUACGAGCGCCGACGACGUGCGAACGAAGUGAACCUGCAUGGGGGCGAUGAACUGUCUGAAAAGGGCCAAGACGACAUGGUAUAA
Molecule: messenger RNA, 3264 nt
Organism: Malassezia pachydermatis
Lineage: Eukaryota; Fungi; Basidiomycota; Malasseziomycetes; Malasseziales; Malasseziaceae
Product: ena2-plasma membrane p-type atpase
Exons: 1
Coding region: 1-3264 (1087 amino acids)
Biological process (GO): intracellular calcium ion homeostasis; calcium ion transmembrane transport
Cellular component (GO): plasma membrane
Molecular function (GO): ATP hydrolysis activity; P-type calcium transporter activity; ATP binding
Source: RefSeq, a predicted model, not a curated record